GCGGAGCGGUGAUGGCGGCUCCUGGAGCUCAGGCUGUCGGGUCUGCGUGUGACUCGGGAGCCCGGGAGCGGUUGGCCAGCGGCGGGGCGGCGGCGGCGGCGGCGGCGGUGGGGGACGAGUCCUCGGACAGCGACGCCGAACAGGAGUCCGCGCAGAAGCUGAUCCGCAAAGUGUCCACCUCGGGGCAGAUCCGCAGUAAGACCAUUAUAAAGGAAGGCCUUUUGAUGAAGCAGACAAGUUCAUUUCAACGCUGGAAAAGACGAUACUUCAAGCUCCGUGGCCGCACCUUGUAUUAUGCAAAGAAUGCAAAGUCCAUCAUAUUUGAUGAAGUGGAUUUGACCGAUGCCAGCGUCGCAGAAUCCAGUACGAAAAAUGUCAACAACAGUUUUACAAUAAUCACCCCUUUUCGAAAGUUGAUUCUGUGUGCUGAGAACCGCAAGGAGAUGGAGGAUUGGAUUGCUGCAUUGAAGACAGUCCAGAACAGGGAUCAUUUUGAGUCAACACAGUACAGCAUGGACCAUUUCUCAGGGAUGCACAACUGGUACGCGUGUUCUCAUGCUCGGCCUACAUACUGCAACGUGUGCCGGGAAGCACUGUCCGGGGUCACAUCACACGGGUUGUCCUGUGAAGUGUGUAAAUUCAAAGCUCACAAACGCUGUGCCGUGAGAGCCACCAACAACUGCAAGUGGACAACGCUGGCUUCAAUUGCCAAAGAUAUCAUCGAGGAUGAAGAUGGGAUCUCGAUGCCACACCAGUGGUUGGAAGGGAACCUGCCAGUCAGUGCAAAAUGUACUGUCUGUGACAAAACGUGUGGCAGUGUUCUUCGGCUACAAGACUGGCGUUGCCUCUGGUGCAAGGCUAUGGUACAUACAGGCUGCAAAGACAUGCUUCCUACCAAAUGUCCAUUAGGCCAGUGUAAGGUGUCCGUUAUUCCGCCAACUGCACUUAACAGCAUAGAUUCUGACGGGUUUUGGAAAGCAACUUGUCCGCCAUCUUGUACCAGCCCACUUCUUGUCUUUGUGAACUCGAAAAGUGGUGAUAACCAGGGGGUGAAGUUCCUGAGGAGAUUCAAACAGUUACUAAACCCAGCUCAGGUGUUUGACCUGAUGAAUGGAGGCCCCCACCUCGGUUUACGGUUGUUCCAGAAAUUCGACACGUUUCGAAUCCUGGUGUGUGGGGGUGACGGCAGCGUGGGCUGGGUAUUGUCUGAAAUUGAUAACCUCAACCUUCACAAGCAGUGCCAAAUGGGAGUGCUACCUUUGGGGACAGGGAAUGACCUGGCCCGUGUGCUGGGCUGGGGCUCAGCCUGCGAUGAUGACACCCAACUCCCUCAGAUCCUGGAGAAACUGGAACGAGCGAGUACGAAAAUGCUGGACAGGUGGAGUAUCAUGGUGUAUGAGACCAAGAUCCCUCGUCAUUCAUCAUCUUCAACGGUGACUGAGGAUUUCAGUGAUGAUUCAGAGCAGGUUCAGCAGAUAUCAUUUUAUGAGGAUUCAGUCGCUGCGCAUCUGUCUAAAAUCCUGACAUCAGACCAGCAUUCAGUGGUGAUCUCAUCAGCAAAGGUGCUUUGUGAAACUGUCAAAGAUUUUGUUGCCCGAGUUGGGAAGGCUUACGAAAAGACCACCGAAAACUCAGAAGAAUCUGAAACCAUGGCAAGAAAGUGCUCGGUCCUAAAGGAAAAGCUGGACUCAUUGCUCAAGACUCUCAAUGAUGAAUCCCAGGCAUCGUCGUCCCUAGCAAACCCACCCCCCACCAUCGCUGAAGAGCAGGAGGAUGGGGAGGCACUGAGCAUCGUGUGUGACCCUGCUGAGGAACGACCUGUCUGCUCAUCCAGGCCACAGAUCUUCCGCCCAAGGGAACAGCUCAUGCUAAGAGCGAACAGUUUGAAGAAGGCGAUACGACAGAUCAUAGAACAUGCUGAGAAAGCUGUCGAUGAACAAAAUGCUCAGACGCAGGAUCAGGAAGUUUAUCCGUUCGGCCUCUGCUCAGAUGAAGAGGGGAGAGAAUCCAGGAGCGAUGACAAGAUCUCGCUUCAGUCAUCGUAUAGCACCAACUACUCGGGUUCCAACAUUAAAGGAAGAGUUUACCGAAAAGUGCCCAAGUCUCCGUGUGAGAGGAGGAUCAGUAAAGGAAACUUGUCCAUAGGCAGCUCCGCAUCACUUCCUGCUCAGACCACACAUCGAGACAACUUGUCAAUGUUGAACUCAAAAAUUCUUUAUCCGAGUUUACGAGCUGGUUUGGCUGCAUCGUUGGCUGGAGGAUCUGUUAUCAGCAAAAUGUUGUUCGUCAACGCUGACACUGUGAACUCCGACCUUGACAUUAUAAAUGGGUACACCGAAAAAUGUGUCAUGAACAACUACUUUGGGAUUGGACUAGAUGCGAAAAUCUCUCUCGACUUCAACAACAAACGGGAUGAACAUCCAGAGAAGUGCAGGAGUCGUACAAAAAACAUGAUGUGGUAUGGAGUUCUUGGGACCAAGGAGCUACUGCACAGAACGUACAAAAAUCUGGAGCAGAAAGUUCUGUUAGAGUGUGAUGGACAGCGUAUCCACCUACCCAGUUUGCAAGGGAUUGCAGUGCUCAACAUCCCCAGCUAUGCAGGUGGUACCAACUUCUGGGGAGGCACCAAGGAAGAUGAUAUUUUCACCGCCCCUUCCUUUGACGAUAAGAUCCUGGAGGUUGUUGCCGUGUUUGGCAGUAUGCAAAUGGCUGUAUCUCGAGUUAUCAACUUGCAGCACCAUCGAAUUGCACAGUGUCGUACUGUAAAGAUCACAAUCCUGGGAGAUGAAGGGGUUCCAGUGCAAGUGGAUGGCGAGGCCUGGAUUCAGCCACCUGGUUAUAUCAAAAUUAUUCACAAGAAUCGUGCACAAAUGCUGACCAGAGAUCGGGCUUUUGAGAGCACACUCAAGUCCUGGGAGGACAAGCAGAAAUGUGAACUGCCCCGUCCACCUACCCAGCACGCCUUGCAUCCCGAGAUUGUUUCAGAAGAGGAGGCUGCGGAGAUCAACCAGUUUGGCCGAGCCGCAGGAAUGCUCAUUCACAGAAUUCGGGAGACGGCCCAGCUUCACCACACCAUGGAGCAGGAGCUUGCUCACGCAGUGAAUGCCAGUGCAAAAUCCAUGGAUAGAGUUUAUGCAAAGUCAAAAACAACAGAGGGCCUGAAUUGCAAUCUGGUGAUGGAAAUGGUCAACAAUGUGAAAGCUCUCUACAAUGAGACUGAACUGUUGCUGGCAGGCAAAAUGUCACUGCAAUUGGAUUCCCCUCAGAAGGAGGAGCUCACCGGAGCCCUGGCCAAUGUGGAUACCCAGCUCCGCAAACUGGCAGAGAUCGCCUGGCUCUGUCAGCUCAUUGAACCAAGUGAUGAAGAGUGUCAAUUGAUGGAUUAUUCCAAGCGUAGUCGCACCCCCAAAUUCCGCCUGGUGUCAAAGUUAAAAAAGGACAAAAACAACAAGAACAAGGAGACCAAGGGAAACAUGGGAUUACCAGUGCAUCAGUGGGGUACUGAGGAGGUAGCAGCCUGGUUAGAGCAACUUAGCCUCAACGAAUAUAAGGAUACCUUCAUCCGGCAUGACAUCCGUGGCUCUGAGCUCCUGCACCUGGAAAGACGGGACCUGAAGGACUUGGGGAUAACGAGAGUGGGCCACAUGAAGAGGAUCCUGCACGGAAUCAAGGAGCUGAGCCGGAAUACUCCUGUCAGCGAAGUGUGAACUACAUUUUCAGCUCAUGCGUGUCCAGAGCUACCUAAACCUCCAGCUCAGUGGAC
Molecule: messenger RNA, 3763 nt
Organism: Callorhinchus milii (elephant shark)
Lineage: Eukaryota; Metazoa; Chordata; Chondrichthyes; Chimaeriformes; Callorhinchidae
Product: diacylglycerol kinase delta
Exons: 30
Coding region: 12-3707 (1231 amino acids)
Biological process (GO): diacylglycerol metabolic process; lipid phosphorylation; intracellular signal transduction
Molecular function (GO): protein heterodimerization activity; ATP-dependent diacylglycerol kinase activity; protein homodimerization activity
Source: RefSeq, a predicted model, not a curated record